Messenger RNA from Polychytrium aggregatum, 2593 nucleotides. RefSeq names its product kinase-like domain-containing protein. Lineage: Eukaryota; Fungi; Chytridiomycota; Chytridiomycetes; Polychytriales. Gene Ontology annotation, molecular function: ATP binding; protein serine/threonine kinase activity. Bases 122 to 2398 code for a protein of 758 amino acids. The record is from RefSeq and is a predicted model, not a curated record. Gene Ontology annotation, biological process: peptidyl-serine phosphorylation; intracellular signal transduction. The transcript is spliced from 4 exons.
UCCACAUCCGCCCGCACUGGACUCAUCGUCGCCAUCGCUCGCACCGCACUGUUUGCCGAACCCGAACCCGAACCCGCAGCCGCCUGAACCGCCUCCAUCCGCCCUCCCGUCGCUGCAGCAAAUGCAUUCGGAGCCGCUCGUUGCAGCACAGCCUCCCGAGGCGACCCUGGAUGCCCCACCAAGCCCGGCCCCUGUCGAUGCCACGCUCGAGGAGGAUAUUCCUCACUCGAGCCCAUCCGCCGAGCCGUCAUUGCCGGCAGACGCUUCAGUCAAAGGCCGGCCUCGGGCCAAUACCGAAGAGCAGUCCGCCGACGACGAGCAGAGUCUUCUGCGUCCGCGAAACCGUGCUGACUUUGAAUGGGGUGAGAUUUUGGGGGAAGGCUCGUUUUCCACAGUCGUCCAUGGCCGCGAGCCAGCAACCAACCGGCAGUACGCCGUCAAAAUCCUCGAAAUAAGCCGGGUUGUGCGGUACGACAAGGUCCGGUACGUCUAUGUCGAGAAGCAGGCCCUCAAGAUUCUACAGCAUCCGUUCAUCAUUCGGCUUUACUACACAUUCAAGGACCGCGAAAGCCUGUACUUUGUGCUUGAGCUGGGUGAGAAGGGCGACCUGCUCCAGUUUAUCAAAAGUGUAGGUGUCUUUGACAUGGACACGGCCCGAUUCUACACAGCCGAGAUCGUCACCGCCGUCGAGUACAUCCACAGCUGCAAUAUUCUGCAUCGGGACCUCAAGCCCGAGAACAUCGUCCUGGAUGGCAAGGGUCACAUCCGAAUCACCGACUUUGGAUGCGCCAAAAUCCUAGAAAACGACCCAACAGCCGACCCGGAGGGUUCCACUCUGAAGAAAAAGCGAUCGUUUGUGGGAACGUCCGAGUACUGCUCGCCCGAGCUGCUGCUGGACCAACCCAUCGCGUGGCCAUGCGACGUAUGGGCGAUCGGAUGCAUGCUGUAUCAAAUGCUGGCCGGACGACCGCCGUUCAAGGGUGCCAAUGAGUAUUUGACACUCCAGAAGGUUCAGAACCUAGAGUACAGCUUUCCGAGCGACUUUCCUGAAGUUGCGAGAGAUCUGGUGCAGCUGAUCUUGACCCUGGACGCUGACGAGCGAUACACGAUUCCGCAAAUCAAGGCACAUCCCUUCUUUGAUGGGUUCGAUUGGACGGACCUCCAUCUCCAGACGCCGCCGGUGCCGCUGCCGAGGGAGGUGCCCGUGUAUUUCGACUCUCUGGAAGCAAUCGCCCAGCGGCUCCCCACGGCUGUCGCUGAACAGGGCGGUGCCGAAUGUGUCUAUAACGAUGGCUACUCGGAUUCGGAAGCCGGCUGGCCUGACGCUGAAGCAUCCGACGUGAUGCCCAUAUUUUUCCACGAGCCGAUAGCCCUGAGCCGGAAAGCCAACGCAAGUGUCGACGAAAGCAGCAUCCUGAGCGAAACUCAUCUCAACCUAUAUCGCGACGAUGAUCGGCCUCAUCCAAUUGGGGUCCCCACCAUUGUCGACUGCAGCGAGACGGAUACACAGUCGAUGGUCUCGCACAACCAUGGAAUGUCCGGGACUCUCGGAAGGACCGGCAAUCGCAACCAGUCCGAGCACAAUCCUCCGGCCAACGUCGAUCUUCGGAAGCAAUCUAUUAUCAAGCAGGCAGAGUCGAAUGGCGAGGAUACAGACUCUGGCACGAACAGCCCAAAGUCCCGCAACGAUAGUCGCGACUCAAGCUCACCCGAUCUCUAUGGAACGCCCUCCAACCGGCGGCUUUCACGAAAUGAGCACAACAUCGCCAUGGACUUUAGCCGCGACGCCCUAGUGACCCAAUUUAUGGCCAAGAACAAGCUGGGAUACUCUGUCGGAGACUCUGCCAGGGACAUUGCCUCCUCGGGCGACAUCCGCGACUCGAGUUACAGCAUCGAGUCGGCCACAACAAGCCCGUCGUCGGCUUUGGCAUCCGAGUUUUACAACGAUCGCGCUGCCAUGGCGAUGGCGACUCUCCCACGGUGGUCCGCAGACAUGGGUACCCGAGACAUGGGCGCCCGAGACAUGAGCCCGCGGGAUCAGGGGAUGAGGCUUCCUGGCGAAGUCGUCUUUGAGUACAACGAGAAGGGUGCACAGAAGCGAUGGAACCUCCGAGAGAUGUUCCCGGGCGACCGGAUUCUGAAGCACGGGCUCGUGACUCGCAAAAAGACAUUUUUUUCAAAGCACCGACUGCUGGUGCUGACGAACAAGCGGCUGCUCGUUGUCGAUCCGGCGCAAGCAACUGUGCGAGACGAGGUUGUGCUGAAGGACGAGUUUUCGAUCGAACUGAAGAACGCACGCAGAUUCACCAUCACGAUGCAGAAGAAGGCGUGGGUCUUUGACGACCGCACGGGCGGCGCUUCAGACUGGGUCGAUUCAAUCAACUCGGCGCGGCCAUGAUCUGCGCCUGGAAUUGUCGGUCGGGUGCAUGAUACGGCCCCUCCCACGGCGUGUUUUUGUCCGAACGAGACGCCGUCUCCCACUGUUUUUUCCAACACUAUAUUCAGGGGAAAUGGGACACCUGCCCACAACCCAUUUGUCGGCGUAGUAUGCGAUGGCGUGCGUCUAACUAUGCCAUAAGAAAUAGAACAGAUC